AUGUUCGGAACUGGCGAAGCCGUCAAAAUCAUAAUAGUGUACUUUAUAGAUAAGGCUCUGCAACGGCUCUUUGAAGUCGACGAAAAGAAACGUUGUCAAGAAGUGAGAGCUUAUGUAGCAUAUGCUCAAAGUAGUCAGGCGGGCAACAUCAACAGACAAGCUCAGCAAGGUAUUAUAAAAUCGCUAGAACCAGCCCUGGGAUAUUUGGCCUACCUCGGCAUUGUAUUGAUAGUAUUGGCGGCCAACAUCAACAGACAGGCUCAGCAAGGUAUUAUAAAAUCGCUAGAACCAGCCUUGGGAUAUUUGGCCUACCUCGGCAUUGUAUUAAUAAUAUUGGCUUUCCUGUUUCUCUUCGACUUUCCAUUUCUUGAUGCAACAUCUUCGAAAUCGAUCACCUAUUUUGUGUUUGGGCUAUAUCACCUGACCUCUUACUCGACAAGUUUCAUCGAAGAAGAACAUGAAGUUUGGUGAGU
Strongylus vulgaris is the source of this 473-nucleotide messenger RNA. The record is from the annotation of a GenBank genome assembly. Lineage: Eukaryota; Metazoa; Nematoda; Chromadorea; Rhabditida; Strongylidae.